AUGGCCCCCACAAGGCCCGACAAGAAGAAGGCCAACGCCAGAGCCAAGAAGGCCAGGAGGACCACCGCCGCCGCCGCCGCCGCCGCCACAAGCCCCCGCCAGCUCCUAGCUGAGGCGACGGCCCGCCUCGAGCAGGGCGACGUCGGGGAGGCGGCGCGGCUGGCGGAGGAGGCGUGCGAGCGCAGCACGGGGGCCGGGCGCGGGGCGGCGCUGACGCUCCUCGGGGAGAUACGCGUCGAGGCCGGCGAGAUGGCCGAGGCGAGGGCGUGCUUCCUCCGGGCGGUCGAGGCGGCGGGCGGCGAGGAGGGGGACGACGACGACGGGCACGGGGAUGACGAGGGAGGGGCGGAGAAGUUUCUCUGGUUGGCACAGCUCUGCGAGGAGGGGGGUCGGGAGAGCGUUACGUGGUUUGAGCGCGGGGCUGCGGUGCUGAGGAGGCAGAUUGGGAGGUUGGGGGAGGAGGUUGAGAGGGCGGUGAAGAGGGCGGGGGCAGUAUCGUCGUCGGCGCCUUCGUCAUCAGCAGCCGCAGCCGCAGCCGCACCAUCAUCAUCAACACCAACAAUAACAACAGCACCGUCACCGGCGGCACAUGCAGCACAGACGGCGCUGGACGAGAAGAAGCGCAAGCUGGCCGAGACGCUGUGCGCGGUGGCCGAGGUGUACAUGACGGACCUGUCGUGGGAGGCGGACGCGGAGGGGCGCUGCGAAGCCCUCGUGACCGAGGCGGGCCUGCUGGCACCCGACCACGCCGGUGCGUGGCAGACGCUGGCCAACGUGCGCAUCUCACAGGGCCGCGCCGCCGACGCGCGCGCCGCCCUCGAGAGGAGCAUGGAGCUGUGGGAGGGGCUGGCGCCAGAGGACUCAUCCGUGCCCGCGUUUCCUGCUCGGAUCGGCCUCGCCAGACUCCUCAUCGAGGUCGACAUGGAGGAGAGGGCCGUCGAGGUCGUCGAGAGGCUCGUCUCUGAGGAUGACGAGAGCGUCGAGGCGUGGUACCUAGGAGGGUAUGGCCUGUUUGCCCUCGGCGAGAAGCUAAAGGAGAACGCGGAAGGGGAUGUCAAGGGCCAAGACGACUCGGCGGACGACUGGAAAGCGGUAUGGAGGUCGGCGAGGCGGUGGCUUGCACAGUGUCUGCUGCUCUUCCAGGCACAGGAGUACGAGGACCAGAGGCUGGGCGAGCACGCGCAGGAUCUUCUCGAGACGAUCAAAGGGGAAAUCGGCGAUGCAGUUGAGGGGGAGGAUGAAGAAGAUGAUGGUUGGGAAGACACUGAUGGAGGCGAGGAUGCCGACGAGGAUGCCGACGAGGAUGGGGACGAGGAGAUGAAGUAG
This is a messenger RNA of Phialemonium atrogriseum, 1326 nucleotides long. RefSeq lists its product as uncharacterized. Lineage: Eukaryota; Fungi; Ascomycota; Sordariomycetes; Cephalothecales; Cephalothecaceae. Gene Ontology annotation, molecular function: protein binding. The transcript has a single exon. The coding region runs from base 1 to 1326 and encodes 441 amino acids. The record is from RefSeq and is a predicted model, not a curated record.